CUCCCGAUUAUUACAUGCAAACCUCUUCCACUUCUUUUCCUUCUAAUCUACACCAGUCCAUACAGCACUCAUCCGUCUCUUGAACAUACUUGUACACCCACUCAAUCAGUCAAAAUGGUUAAAGCAGGUAAGACUUCCGCCAAAGCCAUGCCCCAAGUCCCGUUAUCUGUGCCCCGGCCCAGGGAGCUACACCUCGCUUUGUUUUGUCAGCAUACCAGGUAUUCAUUCGUAGCAAUUGGCACUGACACUACAUCUCUUCAGUUGCCGUUCUCCGGGGAGACUCCAAGGUCAGCGGCCAAGUGACCUUCGAGCAAGCCUCUGAAUCCGCUCCUACCACCGUCACCUGGGACAUCACCGGCCACGACCCAAACGCCGAGCGUGGAAUGCACAUCCAUCAGUUCGGUGACAACACCAACGGAUGCACCAGCGCCGGUCCUCACUACAACCCAUUUGGCAAGACCCACGGUGCCCCAUCGGACAGUGAACGCCAUGUCGGUGACCUUGGUAACUUCAAGACUGAUGGUCAGGGAAAUGCCAAGGGAAGCGUGAGCGACAGCCUCAUCAAGCUGUUUGGCGAGCACAGUGUUCUUGGACGAACCAUUGUUGUCCACGCCGGCACUGAUGACCUUGGCAAGGGCGGCAAUGAGGAAAGCAAGAAGACAGGUAACGCGGGACCUCGGCCUGCGUGCGGUGUCAUUGGAAUUGCCGCAUAAAAUGGUAUGGAAAUGUACUCGGGUCAAGCGUCCAUCUUCGUGUGAUUCCAGACAACUAGAAGGUUUCAUUGCAGAUGCCAUCUGAUCUACGGUCAUGAGAUGCUUGUGUCUGGGAUGAUGGAAUGAUAAACCUAGCCUUGCCAGCAGCAGUACUGUACGAGAUAUAGCCACAUGCAAGCACACAAAAGUACAAAAGUCCAUCCAACCAA
Exophiala xenobiotica is the source of this 922-nucleotide messenger RNA. RefSeq names its product superoxide dismutase [Cu-Zn], variant. The record is from RefSeq and is a predicted model, not a curated record. Bases 384 to 713 code for a protein of 109 amino acids. Gene Ontology annotation, molecular function: copper ion binding; superoxide dismutase activity. Gene Ontology annotation, biological process: removal of superoxide radicals. The transcript is spliced from 3 exons. Lineage: Eukaryota; Fungi; Ascomycota; Eurotiomycetes; Chaetothyriales; Herpotrichiellaceae.